This is a messenger RNA of Iphiclides podalirius (scarce swallowtail), 4143 nucleotides long. Lineage: Eukaryota; Metazoa; Arthropoda; Insecta; Lepidoptera; Papilionidae. The record is from the annotation of a GenBank genome assembly.
AUGGAUAGAUUAAAUCAGUUGAGGAAUGAGGCGGGUGGAUCUGGCGACUCCACUUUGGAUACAUCCUCUCCUCCAAGCGAAGCAUAUUUAACUGCAAAUGAAAGUUCCAAAUAUUUUUCAUUGUUGGAAGACGAAACUAACUUUGCUAUCUCAAAAGAUGCUGAGAAUCCGGAGCCAGAAACCGCGGUCGCCGAAGACAACCGCAUAAUCUCGAAUUUGUCACCGAUUCCUAAAAAGAGCGACUUAGAUAGUUACAAAAUUGGUGAACAAAUUGAAGCUGCCAACAUAUUAUCAGGGGGUGUCGAUAUUUUUGAUGAUAACGACAAUUCUUAUGACGGCAACGAACUUGUUAUUGAUGAUAAUAUCGCUGAGGUUGAUGAGAAAUUAAUUCCUGAACCAAAAGCUAAUGAACAGAAUGUGGUUCCAUACGUGCAAGAAGAUGAUACUUUAACACCAACAAUUGCUCAUGUGGAGCCUGCAACACAGAGUGGGAAUGGAAAACCUGAAAUUAUACUCAAAAUAGAUAACAAAACACAUUCCCUGAACAAGGGCGACAACAAAAGCAAAGCUCCAAAGUUAAUGUCAUUUGCCAAAAAAACACAUCAAAUUACCACCGAAGAAGUGCUAAAUAUAGAUUCAGACGAUGAAAUAAUUGAACAUGAGCCAAUAACGGGAGAUGUCAAUGUAAAGAGAAAAACGCCGGAGGUUACAGAGAAAACACUUGAGCGAGAACCGAACAAAAUUCAAAAAACUGAUCAUGGAGAAGUCGGAAAGAAAGAUGUGAUAAUAACAGAAAAAGAUUUCGAUAAAUUUUUCAGGAGGAAUUCAGUAACAUAUGAAAACUGCUUAACGGUUAGCUUUGACGGCAAAGAUCCACACAAUGUAAUACAAACUAUUGUGGAAAAAGAUGUUGCGCCCAAGAAAUUGACAAGAAAUGAGGUGUUGUUGGCUGAGUCUAAAGCGAAAUCAACCCACAAACAGCAAAUGUUGCAAGCGAGGCACAAUAAUCAUCCGACCAAAAUACCAACCACAUUGAAGUAUCAGAGUUCUGAAGAUGAUUCUUACAUUAAAAAUUAUCAAUCAAAGUUACAAAUUGCCUACCAAUCUGCGCUUACUGCUAAACGCCAAAAAGAGAGUCCGAUUACAAUUAUUGAAGAUAAACCUGUAAAAGUCGUGUUUAUGGAUUCCAAUGUAGAUUUUAUUCCGUGUCAACUAAAUGUACACGGUGAGAAACUGUCUCCAACCAAAAAGCCAACUCCGGAUUUGGAAACUUUAACACACAGCACAUCUGAUUCUUUAGACUCCGAUAUUUUAGAUACCUUUGAUACAAAGUCACAAGAUGAUUGUAAAAUCAAAAGUAGACAUCAGAGAAAACAAGUAUUGACUCCAGUCGAAACGCCUGAAAUGGAACUUAUUGAACCUAGCGAUCUUGGUAUCCAAAUAUCACCGAAGAAGAAGAGAAAAGUUGAAGAGAAAAGGGAAAGUCCUAAAAAUCAUGUACCAAAGAAAUCAUAUCUCUUAGGCCGUACUGGGAUAGACGAUAACACUAAAAUGCAGGAUGUAGAUAAGAUUUCAUUCAAGGAAACUACAAACCACAAUAAUUCAUUCGGUGGGCAAUUAAAUUCGAUAUCAGCCAUCGACAAUUUGGUUAAAGCUGCAGAGUUAUUGGAAAACCAAGCUGAAAGUAAUAGCAGUUCCAUUAAAUCGCAAGACUCCGAUUCGCAACAAAACACGCCCGCUAAACGAGGAAGAGGUCGUCCAAGAAAAUAUCCCCUUGCAGAUGGAGACGCUGUUAAAAAUAAGGCGCCCAGCCCACAAAAGAAACCCCGAUUGAUUGAUGCCAAAGUCACUAAACGUGAGGAAACUGACGAGGACGACACUAGCGACGAUGAAAUCAUAAAAGAAAACUGGACAAUGGGUCCAUCGCCAAACCGAUCUGAAUCCGACAAGAGAAGCUUUAGAGAGUCACAAGAAUCUGAAACUAGAUCACAGACAAGUAUGUCCGAUGAUAUGGACAUCGAAGAGCUAGAACCAAAAACUCCCAAGAAAAGAAAAUCAAAGGAAAGCGUUUCUAAAGUUACCGCUAAUUCCGACGAAGUUAUUGUAAUUGAAGACACCCCGCUAAAAGUGAAGCCCGAGAAACAUCACGAGUCGAGGAAAUCAACGGUGAAAACAAAAAUCGUCCCAAAACCCAACAACAAUUUAGUGUGUGAAAUUUGUGGCAAAACAUUCAGACAGGCGUCAUAUUUAGCUCAUCACAAAUUGAGCCAUAAGAACGAGGACUUGAAGAGAGAAAGCGAAGCGAGUGUCGUUAAAUCUGUGUUCAGUUGUGAAGUGUGCAAAAAGGAAUUUAGAAAGUUGCAUCAUCUAGUGCAACACAGACUGAUUCACAGUUCUAACUCUGCGCCAACGAGAACACUCAGAAAAAGUUCUUCUGAACAAGGUGAUAAUAAAGCCGCCAAAGAUCUGGGUGGCUCAAAACCGACAGAAGAUCAAAGCGCUGGUUUCCGUUGUGAGCCUUGCGACAAAUCAUUCAGAAAAUUGCACCAUCUCGUUGAACAUAGAGAGACUCACGAUGCCAGACAAAAAGCUACCGAAGUCGAAUCCGUUAAACCUACAACUACCCACCAAUGUGACAUGUGCGAUAAAACAUUUAAGAAACUACAGCUGCUAAAUGAGCACAAAGAUCAACAUUUAGAAACAUGCUCUGAAAAGUCUGACGAUAAAAGUGUCAAAAGUUCAUUGUCGACUAAAGACAUCAUACACGAGUGCUCAUUGUGCUAUAUGGUUUUUCCAAACGAGCAUUCCCUGAACAAGCAUACGGUCAUUUGCCUCAGGAAGAAAAAGCAAUCCGCUGCGAAAGCAAAACAGGCGGCGGAAAAUAAAGAAUCAGAAGAAGCAGAGAAAGAAAUAGUCGAUUCGGAAAAUGCUAAACCUGAAGAAAUCAAAUUGGAAAAUGAUAAACCCGUUCUGCUUGAAAGUGUAGAAUAUAACAAUAAAAAUAAAACGGAAGCUACAACAAAAGAACUGAAAGAUGAUAAACCUCUCGAACCCGUCAAACUUGAACCCGUAAAGGGAUCCGACGAGUCCAAAGACAAAGAAGCCGUCAAGACGUCUACAGCGAUGAACGCUAACAAAGUUUCAAAUCCCCCAUCUCAUAUACCGACCAAAGUAAAACACGCCGCUGACGUUGUCGCAUCGAAACCGGGCAACACUCCGGCCGUCAAGAAAAAGGCACCGGCCAGAGAGAAAGUGGGGGCAACCGUGACGAAGAGGCAAAAGACCGUGAACGCAUCGCUCCCAGUCAUCGACGACGUGAAGCCCGCGAUAGAAUCGAGCGACGAGGAUGAAAUCAGAUACAUGCUCAACCCCGACUUCAAGCAGGACGAGACGACGGAGAGCAGGAACUUCAUGAAGGUCAAGGCGAAGAAGCGAAACUCCCUCCAGAUCGAGCGACCCAGCUCUAGGGACCUGAUGAAGAGGAGGAUCUCCUUGCAGCACCCGCCGAAGAUAUCGCGUCUGAAGGCGAAAUCGGCGGAGAAGAAAACUAACGCGCCCAGUGCGUCUGUGCCAAAGGCGGCGGCCGCCAAAGUUGAGGAUCCAGCGCCGUCCACGGACUCGGAUGACAGCGAUAUCAAAUAUUCCUUCCCGGUAGCAAUCGGAGAUCCCGUCGACGCGGCGAGCGAAGCCGAGAAGAAGCCGCAUAAGAGAAAAUCACUCGCGGCGAAGAGGAAGUCGCUUAGUGGAGUCGCCAAGAGAAAGUCUCUGGGGAAAGCGAUCAACUCCAAACACAAAGUGAACACGCCGCCUGCGAAACAAGUAAAAAAACGCACAACGGAAGCGGAGCACCGGUGCGACUGCGGCCAGCUGUUCAGCAGCGCGGCGUUGCUGUCGCGCCACACCACGCUGGACCACACGCCGCCGCGGAUCCGCCGCCGCCGCUCGCCCUCGCCGGCCGCCAAGCCGGCGCGGGCCGAGCGGGCCAGGCCCUCCGCGCAGGGCCCAGAGCCGAAGGGCGGCGUCGCCACGCGCAAGGCGAGCAGCGACGCGAAGGCCGUCGGGGCCAAGGGCCGCCGCAGCGCCCCGCAAAGGCCCCCGCCGGUGCCCGAAAAGCUCAGGAAGCUCGCGGACAAAUCGCGGCCC